AUGGAGCGGAACACCAACCUCCGCUGGCGGCUGCCGCUCACCUGCCUGCUCCUACAGGUGGCCAUGAUAGUUCUCUUCGGCGUGUUUGUGCGCUACGACCCCGAGGCCCAUGCCCAGUGGUGGAUGGAGAAGAAGCGCAGGAACUUCUCCAGCGACCUUGAGAACGAAUUCUACUAUCGCUACCCGAGCUUCCAGGACGUGCACACGAUGGUCUUCGUAGGCUUCGGUUUCCUCAUGACCUUCCUGCAGCGCUACGGGUUCAGUGCAGUGGGCUUCAACUUUCUGCUGGCGGCCUUCGGCAUCCAGUGGGCACUGCUCAUGCAGGGCUGGUUCCACCACUUUGAAGACGGCUACAUUCUCUUGGGCAUUGAAAACCUCAUCAACGCUGACUUCUGCGUGGCCUCUGUCUGUGUGGCCUUUGGGGCAGUUCUGGGUAAAGUCAGCCCAGUCCAGCUGCUCAUCAUGACCUUCUUCCAAGUGACCCUCUUCACAGUGAAUGAGUUCAUUCUCCUCAACCUGCUAGAGGUGAAGGAUGCGGGGGGCUCCAUGACCAUCCACACCUUUGGUGCCUACUUUGGGCUCACAGUGACCUGGAUCCUCUACCGACGCAACCUAGAGCAGAGCAAGCAGAAGCAGAGUUCUGUGUACCACUCGGACCUCUUUUCCAUGAUUGGCACCCUCUUCCUGUGGAUAUACUGGCCCAGCUUCAACUCAGCCAUAUCCUACCAUGGGGAUGCACAGCACCGAGCUGCCCUCAACACCUACUGCUCCUUGGCAGCCAGUGUUCUCGCCUCAGUGGCAGUGUCCAGUGCCCUGGACAAGAAGGGCAAGCUGGACAUGGUGCACAUCCAGAACGCCACGCUCGCGGGAGGGGUGGGCGUGGGCACUGCAGCGGAGAUGAUGCUCAUGCCCUAUGGCUCCCUCAUCGUCGGUUUCAUCUGCGGCAUCUUCUCCACCCUGGGUUUCGUGUACAUAAUGCCAUUCCUGGAGUCCCGGCUGCGGAUCCAGGACACCUGUGGCAUUCACAACCUGCACGGCAUCCCUGGCAUCAUAGGUGGCAUCGUGGGUGCCGUGACAGCAGUCUAUGCCAAGCCUGAUAUAUAUGGAGAUUCAGGGGUAGUCCAUUCCUUUGACUUUCAAGGUUUCAAGAACUGGCCCACAAAAACACAGGGCGAGUUCCAGGCGUAUGGCCUCCUGCUGACCUUGGCCAUGGCCUUUGGGGGCGGCAUCAUCGUGGGGCUCAUUUUGAGAUUACCAUUCUGGGGACAAGCAGCUGAUGACAGCUGCUUUGAGGAUGCCAUCUACUGGGAGAUGCAUGAAGAGAAGAGCACUGUCUAUGUCCCUGAGGACCCAACCCUCAAGCCCCCAGCACCCUCAGUGCCCUCGUCACCCUCUGUACCCUUGGCACACUCGGUACCCAUGACGCCCUUGGUACCUUCAGCAUCCUUGGUACCCUAAGCUCCCAAGACAGGGGAGAAGCAGGCUCCACAGACUGUCGGGGGGACUCUGGAAGGAGCUGGUGCGACCUAGCUGGGGAUUCAAGAGCAAGUCAGCAGCAUCCUGCAUGCUGCCCUGGCCCCAGGACCUCUCCUCCCACCCCUCCCUUCAUCCCAGGGGCCGUGCCUGAGAAAGGAGAAGGAGGAGCUGCAGACCAAGUGGGCUUUCAAGCCAAGGUCCAGCAGAAGAAGGUCUGCCCCUGCCUGGGGUCUUGGUGGCCAUUUCCUGAGAAAAGCAGGCCCAAAGUGGACC
This is a messenger RNA of Sciurus carolinensis (gray squirrel), 1749 nucleotides long. RefSeq names its product Rh family C glycoprotein (gene Rhcg). The record is from RefSeq and is a predicted model, not a curated record. Gene Ontology annotation, biological process: ammonium homeostasis; ammonium transmembrane transport. Bases 1 to 1458 code for a protein of 485 amino acids. Lineage: Eukaryota; Metazoa; Chordata; Mammalia; Rodentia; Sciuridae. Gene Ontology annotation, molecular function: ammonium channel activity. The transcript is spliced from 11 exons. Gene Ontology annotation, cellular component: basolateral plasma membrane; plasma membrane; apical plasma membrane.